AUGGCAUUCUCAGAAGGUAUCUUGAGUAGAUACAUGCACUCGCCAAGAACCACUCAUGGCAAUGCACUGAAGCAAGUGUUGAGAUAUCUUAAAGGAACACUCGGGUAUGGUUUAUCAUUCAAGCUAGGAGGAUCAAAGAAGCUCAUUGGGUAUAGUGAUAGUAGUCAUAACACUGAUCCUGAUUAUGGUAGAAGCACAACAGGACAUCUGUUUUGUCUAGGAGAAACGCCAAUAACUUGCUGUUCACAGAAGCAAGACACGGUUGCUCUAUCCUCUUGUGAAUCAGAGUUCAUGGCGGCAACGGAGGCUGGGAAGCAAGCUGUGUGGCUGCAAGACCUGAUAAGUGAGAUCACGAACAGAGAACUUGAAAAGACAUUGAUUCGUGUCGACAACAAAUCAGCAAUUGCACUAUCCAAGAAUCAUGUGUUUCAUCGUCGAAGUAAACAUAUUCACAAGCGAUUUCACUUCAUUCGAGAAAGGAUCGAGCAAGACGAGAUUGACGUGGAACACGUACCCGGAACAGAACAGAAAGCAGAUAUCCUAACCAAGGCACUUGCAAGGAUCAAGUUCAAAGAGAUGAGGGAGCUGAUCAAAGUACAAGACCUAAGUGAAAAUGGAUUGAAGCUUAGAAGGGAGAAUGUUGGAUAA
Brassica napus (rape) is the source of this 648-nucleotide messenger RNA. Its product is annotated as secreted RxLR effector protein 161-like. The record is from RefSeq and is a predicted model, not a curated record. Lineage: Eukaryota; Viridiplantae; Streptophyta; Magnoliopsida; Brassicales; Brassicaceae. Bases 1 to 648 code for a protein of 215 amino acids. The transcript has a single exon.